AUGGCGCCUCCCGCCCAACUUCCCCGCGUCCGCUCUUCAGAGGCGUCAAUAGAGAAGGGCCGCAUGGCCUACGCCGACCAACGCUUCCGCGUCGCCCUCGAGCACUUCACCCUCGUCGCCGGGAACUGCCUCUGCUCGAAUCCCCGUGGUAGCGGCCCGGGGAGCUCCCAGGGGACCGGGUCGGGGGCCGACCACCAACAGCGCCGCCGGCGAGAGAGGUGUACCUGCCGAGACUUUGGUCGGGCCGCGGCUCGGCACACCCGCGAGAGGGGCAGCGUCUACGCCGAGGCCACCAAGGAGUGCAAGUGUGGCGCCGAGAAGACGUGGGGCCGCUGUCACCGCGAGAGUCACGUCCAGGCGCUCGACUACCGCGCCGCCUGCUUCGAGAAGAUGGGGAACCUGGACAAGGCGAGGAGAGAUGCCGAGUGGCUGUUGGAGAUCGCGCCGCGGAGGCUAGAGGGCUACAUGAGGCUGGGCAAGAUUUACAGGCUCGAGAAGAAGCCAGAGAUGGCGUGGGCCGCGUGGUGUGCCGGCCUCGAGGUCGGCCAGAAAGAGGGGCUUAUCGGCACGCCCAAGUACGAGCAACUCCGCAAGAUACGGGGACCGCUACAUAAGCACUUUUGUCGGAGGGAUCCUCUCGAGCUGCCAACCGAGCUGGUCGAAAAGAUCUUUUCCUAUUUCGAGUUCCACGAGUUAUGCCGAGUAUCGGGAGUUUGCAAACGAUGGGACCACUUCCUCGACACCCACCCGUACAUCUGGCGCGAGGUCCACUUCCCGACCCUGAACCCUCAGAAGCCGCCCAAAGUUUCGUUUCUCAAGACGCUGCGGAAGCGCACCGGCGGCGGUGCCCGCAGCCUCGUCAUCCCCAACGCCCACUCCUUCCAGCUCAACGAGAGCAAGUGGCUGUCGCUCAUCCAGACGACGAACCCGCAGAUGACGACCCGCCUCGAGAUCGGCUACAUCAAGCGCAACUUGGACAACGGCGGCUGGGGCUACCAUCUGCCGCCGAAGCCGGCCUUCUUCCAGGGCGUCAAGGAGUUGCGGUUCAGCUUCGACGAGCCCACUAGGCCGGCGUACCACGGCCGCGGCGGCCCGCAGAAUUUCGUCUGGCAGUUUGUCCAGCGGGCGCGCGAAAACCUCGAGGACAUACUGCUCUUCGGCAUGUAUCUGCAAGACCUGGAAUGGCCCGAGCUGCCUCGCCUGAAGGUGCUGCAGUUGACCGGGCCUCUCAAGUCGCUGAUGAACCAACUCACGCCCGAACGGCGGAUCAACCCUUUCGCCCUCGCCCGGGCCACACCGAACCUGGAGCAACUGUACAUGGACAACUUUGGCGUCUUCACCGGCCUCGAGUCCCUGUCGCCGCCCGACGACUGCUGGUCCCUGUGGACGCGCCUGCAGGUGAUCAAGCUCGGCAGGGCCUGCGGCGCCCUCUCCACGGGCGACAAGCGCCACUUCCCGCCCCUCCACCCGUCCUCCUUCCGCGUCCUCGACGCCCGCGCCGUCCACCAGGGCAACCACGGCGACUGGCUCCCGCAGCAGCUCCCGCUCGACUACUCGGGCUACCCGGCCGCCACGGGGCCCGACUCGUCGGCGCCCCUGGUCACGUACCCCAACCUCGAGCGGCUGUGGAUGCCGCGCCUGCCGCUGAGCGUCGACCUGGCCACCGACCCGGGCCGCUUCUUCCCCGGCGCGCUGGGCUGGCUGCGCGGCGCGCCGUCGGUGCGCACCUUUGGCUUCUUCAACUUCGACUUCGAGUCCCACGCCGCGCUGACGCGGGACCCGGCCCACCGCGCCGUCGACCCGACCGACCUGCUGUUCGAGUUCCUCGAGGCCUUCCCGAACCUCGAGGUCCUCGAGCUGCACUCGGAGCUGUGCGAGCCGCGCCGCAUCGCCGCCGUCAUCGAGCGCGUCGCGCGCCUCGGCCGCCUGCGCCGCGUACACCAGAGCGCGCUGACGGGCGUGCCGAUGGACCAGCUUCGGGCGUCCUGCGAGGCCCACGGCGUCGAGCUGGUCUACGGGGGCUGGGACCCCCUGUUCCCCGUGCCGCUGGAGCCUCUGGACCCCGUGGAGCCGGUUGAGGCCUGA
This is a messenger RNA of Colletotrichum graminicola M1.001, 2085 nucleotides long. RefSeq names its product F-box domain-containing protein. The coding region runs from base 1 to 2085 and encodes 694 amino acids. Gene Ontology annotation, molecular function: protein binding. Lineage: Eukaryota; Fungi; Ascomycota; Sordariomycetes; Glomerellales; Glomerellaceae. The record is from RefSeq and is a predicted model, not a curated record. The transcript is spliced from 6 exons.